AUGGCCCAAUUCAAUUCACGUUCUGGCUCAGAGAGCCCUUUCGGAGCGGCCAAUGGCGGGCAAUCCAUCCAGAGGAGCAAGAGCAGAAACGGCAGCACUAAGCGAUCUCGCGAAGGAGAGUCAGACCCCGCCGGGCCAAAUGGUACCCAUGCAAUCGGAGAGCGUCGGUCUAGCGUCAGCAAGCCGGCGCGAGACUUCCGCGACGAGCCGCCUAAGAAAAAGAAGAGGAAAAAGGUCCGGGAUGUUGCGCCUGUGGAGGAAGCCGGCGAGUCAUCGACACGGUCGCCCAGCCCCGUCAUCGACUUUGACGGCCUCAGCCGACCCAGCGUCGGCACACGGGAACGCUUAGAGGAGAGCGACGAGCAGAGCAAAAACCGGCUGGAACGGAUGAAGGGCGCCGUCAGGACGCUGCUCGAGUGCGUGGGCGAGGAUGCGGACCGUGAAGGCUUGCUGGCGACGCCGGAACGGUAUGCCAAGGCCCUGCUUACCUUCACCAGGGGGUACCAGGAGAACGUGCGCGACAUUGUCAACGGCGCCAUCUUCCAGGAGGGCCACAACGAAAUGGUCAUUGUCAAGGAUAUUGAAAUCUUCAGCAUGUGCGAGCACCACCUGGUGCCGUUCACGGGCAAGAUGCACAUUGGCUACAUUCCGGCCAACGCUGUGAUUGGCAUUUCCAAGCUGCCGCGCAUUGCCGAGAUGUUUGCGCGCAGGCUGCAGAUCCAGGAGCGCCUGACCAAGGAGGUGGCCAAUGCCAUCAUGGACGUCCUCAAGCCGCAGGGUGUUGCUGUCGUCAUGGAAUCGAGCCACCUCUGCAUGGUCAUGCGGGGUGUUGAGAAGACGACCACUUCGACCAUAACAAGCUGCGUCUUGGGGUGCUUUGAGCGCAAGGAGAAGACGAGGAACGAAUUCUUGAGCCUGAUUGGCGUCAACCGCCGCUGA
This is a messenger RNA of Canariomyces notabilis, 939 nucleotides long. Its product is annotated as GTP cyclohydrolase I-like protein. Gene Ontology annotation, biological process: tetrahydrobiopterin biosynthetic process; tetrahydrofolate biosynthetic process. The record is from RefSeq and is a predicted model, not a curated record. NCBI's taxonomy places the organism in Eukaryota, Fungi, Ascomycota, Sordariomycetes, Sordariales, Chaetomiaceae. Bases 1 to 939 code for a protein of 312 amino acids. The transcript has a single exon. Gene Ontology annotation, molecular function: GTP cyclohydrolase I activity; zinc ion binding; GTP binding. Gene Ontology annotation, cellular component: cytoplasm.